This is a messenger RNA of Helianthus annuus (common sunflower), 1854 nucleotides long. RefSeq lists its product as uncharacterized. The record is from RefSeq and is a predicted model, not a curated record. Gene Ontology annotation, molecular function: protein binding. The coding region runs from base 1 to 1854 and encodes 617 amino acids. Lineage: Eukaryota; Viridiplantae; Streptophyta; Magnoliopsida; Asterales; Asteraceae. The transcript has a single exon. Gene Ontology annotation, biological process: cell surface receptor signaling pathway.
AUGGCGGACAUUGUCAAACAGAUCAUAGCAAGACCGAUUCAAUUAGCGGACCAAAUUAUCAAAGAGACAGAAUUUGCUUGUGUUUAUAAACAAGAUUGUGCUGACAUAAAAACCAAAACAGAAAAACUCGGUGGGCUUCUCCGGCAGGCGGCGCGUGCAAGUUAUGACCUCUAUGAACGACCCACGCGCCGUAUCAUCGAUGAUACGGAACAGGUUUUAGACAAAACAUUGCAGCUUGUGAUCAAAUGUCGGAAUAAUGGCAUAAGAAGGAUUUUUACAUUCAUCCCGAAAGGUGCGGUUAAGAAAGGGUCGAGUUUGAUCGAAAAUUCGAUCGGAGAUGUGUCGUGGCUCCUUCGUGUAUCGACUCCGACGAAUGAACGGGAUGACGAGUACGUCGGGUUGCCGCCCAUCGCGGCGAACGAGCCGAUUCUUUGUUUGGUGUGGGAGCAAAUUGCGAUUUUGUGUUGCGGUACGCUCGAGGACCGGGCCGAAGCGGCAGCAUCGCUUGUCUCGUUGGCCCGGGAUAACGAGCGGUACCGCAGAUUAAUUAUUGAAGAAGGUGGGGUCCCGCCGCUUUUAAAGUUGGCGAAAGAAGGGAAAAUGGAAGGGCAAGAAAGUGCGGUCCGAGCAAUGGGGUUGCUCGGGCAGGACAAAGAGAGCGUCGAACAAAUCGUGAAUGCAGGCGUUUGUUCGGUGUUCUCGAAGAUAUUGAAAGAAGGGCAUAUGAAGGUUCAAAUCCCGGCUGCGUGGGCCGUAUCCGAGUUUGCGGCUAACUACCCCGAAUGUAAAGACCAUUUCUUACAAAACAAUAUGAUUCGGUUGCUUGUGAGUCAUUUAUCGUACGAGACGAUUGAAGAACAUAGCAAGUACACGAUUGUUUAUGAGAAAAGAAUGGCAUCGAUUGUUGAUAUGGCCAAUUCGGACAACGAUGCGAAAAUUGGGCAACACAAGGACGAUAGGCAUCACGUUUCACGUCCUGGUGGUUUUGACUCGGGGGAUUCACACAAUGCUGUGACCAUGAAACCCCCGAGCCAACCCCAACAACGACGAGAAAAGAGUAAAAGACGUGUGGCAUUGUCUGGGGCCAGCAUUAAAGGUAGGGAGUUUGAAGAUCCCGCUACAAAAACUGAAAUGAAGGCGAUGGCGGCACGAGCGCUAUGGCACCUAUGUGCCAAUCAUUUUGCAAUAUGUAAAACCAUAACCGAGUCGCGAGCACUUCUUUGUUUCACGGUACUAUUGGAAAAGGGUGAAGAAGAAGUAAAAUACAAUUCAGCAAUGGCACUAAUGGAAAUCACUGCCGUUGCAGAAAGUCACGCCGAGCUCAGACGCUCGGCGUUUAAGCCAACGUCCCCAACCGCUCGUGUGGUUGUGGACAAGUUGCUUAAAAUUGUUAACAAAGGAGAGUCUGAUCUCCUUAUUCAAAGCAUCCAGUCAAUUGGAAACUUGGCCCGAACUUUUCGGGCCACUGAAACAAGGAUCAUCCCUUCAAUGGUGAGGCUCCUUGACGAUAGGGAGCACGAGGUGUCAGCACAAGCAGCCAUUGCACUGAUCAAGUUUGCGUGCACGGAUAACUACUUGCACGUGACCCAUUGCAAGGCGAUAUUAGAGGCAGACGCGCCUAAACACUUGAUUCAACUAACUUAUUUUGGGGAGCUAGUGGCUCAGGUACCGGGCUUGAUCCUGCUUUGCUAUAUCGCGUUACACGUGCCUGAUAGCGAAACAUUAGCUCAAGAAGAUGUGCAUAUUGUGCUUCAGUGGGCUUUGAAACAAGGUCAUUUGAUGCAAGAUUCACAACUAGAAACUCUUGUUUUGGAAGCCAAACAGAGAUUGGAGAUCUAUCAAUCUCGAGCUUGA